GUACAGGAGAUUUAUUUUGUGUAAAGUUGGAAAAGACCAAAGCAUUUCUAUUGGUGUCUAUCUUAAACAAUUUGAAUGAAGAGAAAGCAAUUUGUGAAUAAGUCUGCCGUGCUUUCAAAAGGUCGAACAACGGAGCAACUUGUAAUUUGUGUUUCUUCGAAAAAAAGUCAAAGAAUACGAAUGUUACAACAACAAUAAGUAAAUAAACAUCAUACUUAUUAAACAACAACACUGAAAACAAGGGAACAGCUGGUAGGCACUUCGAACUGAAUAACAUAGUACAAAGCGUCGCAAAACAAGUGAGAUUUUCAAAUAAUGUUUGGUUCGCGCUGGUCACGUUACCAGUACGAUGUGGACGAUUUACGACGCAGUAAUGCCACAGCAUUAAUUCUGGAACGUCAAUACGGAGAUAUGGAUAGAUAUGUGCAGCGACGUUUGCAAGUAUCAUCCGCUUACAUUGAUCGACUCGAACAGGAGACUAUCUUACGUGGUCAUCAAGGUUGUGUAAAUUGUCUUGAAUGGAGCAGUAAUGGGCGCAUAUUAGCGUCUGGUUCUGAUGAUUUUUGUGUGAUGCUUUGGGAUCCAUUUCGUAAGCGUUGCCUACGUAGUAUACCUACCAAACAUUCCGGCAACAUAUUCUCUGUAAAGUUUUUACCACGACAUAAUGAUGCACUCAUUGCCACGGCAGCGGCAGAUAGAUCCAUUUACGUGUUCGAUGUGAAUCGUCCAAAUGAUGCUAUACUUAGUUGUACUUGUCAUGUGGGGCGUGUUAAGCGGUUAGCCACAGCACCAGAUUCGCCUUUUGUAUUCUGGUCAGCUGGUGAAGAGGGUUCAGUUUUGCAGCUCGACACACGGGAACAACAUCGUUGCAACACUGAAGGAAAUCGUGUGCGUUUAGUAAAUCUUGAUACACAUGUCAACACGCAUGCUGAGGCCAAAUGUCUGGCAAUUAAUCCGCGACGUACAGAACUUUUAGCAGUUGGUACGAAUGAUCCAUAUGCACGCUUAUAUGAUAGACGCAUGUUGCAACUAGUUUCAUCGCUGGUUGGUGGAGGCAGUAAUCUACUUGUAAACGGUGCCGAUAACGGCAAUGGCGUAAUACCUAAAGAUUGUGUCACAUAUUAUUGUCCCGGACAUAUAAGUAAAGAUAAUUCUAAACUUAUCGAGCACGACUCUCGUGCUAUAACGUACCUUACUUUCAAUGCGACCGGCACAGAGUUGCUGGUGAAUAUGGGUGGUGAGCAUAUAUAUCUCUACGACUUGAUGAAUGCCGAACAACCAGUGUUUUUGAACUUACCGGAGUACAAACCGCCACCAAGAACUUCAGAAUCCGACAUAGAAAUGGCAGUUAUGCAAGCAAGUUAUAAUUCCUCUUCUCCUAAUGAAAGUGCUGCCGGAAAUCAAGCUAUUGAUGAAAAUAACCUCUUAACACAAAGUGCAAUUAGUACCGUUGAUGCUCCACAAACGACUAAUCGACGAAAAUUGCCCGAAUACAUUGAACGCUAUAAGAAAAUGGGAAACGAUUUUCUUGAAAACGAAAAAUACUUACGAGCAGUUGAAAAAUAUUCGGAAGCCAUUGAAAUGGCGCCCAACUGCCCUGUAUUAUAUCUGAAUCGAGCCACUGCUUAUAUGCGACGACUUUGGUUCGGUGAUGUGUAUGCAGCAUUGCGGGAUUGCCAUCAGGCCCUGCGACUUGAUCCUGCCUACAUUAAGGCACACUUUCGUUUAGCACGCGCGCUGCUCGUGCUGGGCAGACCGCAGGAGGCAGACGAGUGCCUUAAAGAGCUAAUCGCUCGCUUUCCCAGCUAUGCGAAUAAUCAUGGUAUCAUGAUGCUACGUAAGGACAUCAAAGAGAAUCGCCAAAUGUCACAAUCACAACAGCAGCAACAACAACAACACCAGCUGCAUGGCAGCGAACAACAACCCUAUAACUGUUUAGAACUGUCCGAUGCUGAAUAUCAAUGGCGCAGCAAAGCAAAAGACUACAGCAAACGUUAUGUGGGUCAUUGCAAUACAACAACUGACAUCAAAGAAGCGAAUUAUUUCGGCCGCGAUGGUGAUUUUAUUGUUGCUGGUUCGGAUAACGAGAGUUUCUUCAUUUGGGAGCGCAACACAAGCAAAAUACGAGCAAUCUACAAGGCUGACGUUUCGAUUGUCAAUUGUGUGCAACCGCAUCCGGAUAUUUGUUUGCUAGCAACCAGCGGCAUUGAUCACGACAUAAAAAUAUGGUCACCAAUUGCACCGUCUCCUGAUGAAAGACCGAAUUUGGUUGAAUAUGUCGACAAGACGGUGGAGGAUAACCAGCAAAAAAUGAAAAUGGACCCGUUUAAUAUGAACUCAGGCAUGAAUGCUUUCUGCCUUAAUGGAUAAUGCGUGAUAGUUAUGAUAAACCUAUAGUGCUUGCAAAUUUUAAUGGGACAGCUCAACUAAAUUGUCUAUCUAACAGCUAAAACAAAAUAAAAUUUGGAAAUAAUCUAAAAAAAAAAAAAGGAAUGAAUAAAACUGUUAGCGGUAAAUGUGGACUAGAUUUUGUUUUGUGGACGACAAUUUAGAAGUGUAUGCAUUAAAGAAUAAUUUUCGAAAAAA
Bactrocera latifrons is the source of this 2586-nucleotide messenger RNA. It is a transcript of the gene adp, whose product is annotated as WD and tetratricopeptide repeats protein 1. The transcript is spliced from 4 exons. Gene Ontology annotation, molecular function: protein binding. NCBI's taxonomy places the organism in Eukaryota, Metazoa, Arthropoda, Insecta, Diptera, Tephritidae. Gene Ontology annotation, cellular component: cytoplasm; Cul4-RING E3 ubiquitin ligase complex. Gene Ontology annotation, biological process: negative regulation of fatty acid biosynthetic process. The coding region runs from base 316 to 2370 and encodes 684 amino acids. The record is from RefSeq and is a predicted model, not a curated record.